AAUACACAUACCAUGCGCAUGCGUAGAUUUUAUAUUUCCAUUUAAUUAAUUAGUAAUAAUUAACGUUAUUUCGAUUUGUUUUUUCUAUGGUAUUUUUACUUGAACAAUAUUUGAUAAUUAUAAAUUAUUUAAACAAAUUUAAAUAAAUAAUUAAAUAUAUUUUAAGCGCAUUUGUUUUGCGCAGUUUUCUAGUGACAACUAGUUUUUUUUUUUUUUUCUUCGAAUAAAUUUUAUGGUAACUUUGUAAUUUUUUUGUUUUGUUUAUGUUGUUUUUUUUUUGACAACACAAAUUUGACUUGCAUGUUCAACUUCUGAUAUAUUUUAUAUGUAAUAUUUAUUUUUAUUUAUUUAUUUUAAUGUCGAGAUAAUUGUGAUAAAUCUAUGAUAGAUUUUGAGUAAGUGUAAGAAACAUUAGGCUGAAAUAACGUGAUUGUUAUUUGGAAAUUGUGAGCAGCUGUGUUGUUAAUUGGAAAAAAAAAUAUGUCAACGCUUGCUGAGAGUCGAAAGUUUGAUUACAAUUAUUCUGGAUCUAUUCUCACUGAAAAAGACAUCAAUGAUUCUUUCAGGUACAUACGACCAAAUCAAUUUAAUAAUAUUGUCAAAGAAGUUGAACGACAAAGAUCAAAAAGAGAUGAAGAACAUUUAUGGACAUCAGUUCUUCAACAUCAAGAUUUAAAAUUUAAAAAAAAUACACAUGAAUAUGGUACAGUAUCAAAUUAUGAUUUGAUGAAACUUGAGUUAAAAAAUUUAGAAGAAAAUACACAUUCAUUUGGAUCAAAAACAAGAAGAAUAAAUAAAAAAUAUGAAGAACCAUUUGAAAUAAAAGAACAGGCAUUUACAAAAAGACAACUUGAAUCAUUAAAUUCAACAAAAAGAUCUUCAUCAUCAAAUUCAAGUUCAGAAACAUUUAUUGUAACUCAAGAUAAUAAUAAUUUUGUUGAUUCACCAAAGAAUAAUUCAAUUGGAAAAUCUCAUAUAUCAUCAGUUACAUUAAAUGAUAAUUUUAAUUAUCAAAAAAAUAAAAAUUAUUGUAAUUCAAGUCCAGAAUUAAAUUUACAAUAUGAAAAAGUUACCAAAGAUAGAAAAAUUUAUGAAAUUUCUCUACACCCAAAUGUUAUAAAAAAAGUAUUAAUUAUUCAAACAAAAAUAUCAGAACUUCUCAAUGAAAUAUCAUAUAGACUUGGUAGAAUUCCAAGACCAGAUGGUGAAAGUGAUUUACGACGUCGUCAACAACGUCUUGCUGAAUUUGGAAUAAGAUUUUCAAGAAAUUAUCUUUAUGUUCUUGGACGACAAGUUAUUGAUAUACAACAACAUAUUAAAGCAGCUGAAUUAACAUCAAAAGAAAAAAUUAAAAAAAAUAAUUUUAUUCUUCAUGUACAAGCAAUUGAAUCAAAAAUUUUAUCAUCACAUCAAUUAUUGAUGUAUGCUCUUGAUGCUUAUGCUAAGCAUAUAUCUUCAUCAGGAAUAAAAGGACAUCCUGGUAAACUUGGUGAUAUUUUACAAGUUCUUGUUCAGCUCAAAGAAAUUUGUAAUAAAAUUAAUUUGUCUUUUGAAUUUUUGGAAACUGAAAAUUUAGAUAUUUAUCCAUUGGGUGAUAAUAUUCAAACACGUUGUUAUGAAAUUUUAUCAAAAGUUAAUUCAACAUCUGAAAUAAAUUCACCAUCAGCUAUUAGUUAUGGUGCUCAUUCAACUCAUGGUUUUCCUGGUGUAUCAGAUAAACGUAAAAUAGAUAAUCAUAAAAUACCAAAUCGUUUGAGCAUGUAUAAUUCUGUUUCAAAUAAAAAAUCAUACAGGGAUCCAAAAAACAGAAGGCAUGUUACAGUUGGAAUACAUCCAAAAGAUAGAGCACAGAGAACUCUGAGUAUGCCAAUUAAUAAUCCUCCACCAACACCAGAUCAGAGUUAUCAAAAUUCUUUGAUUCGUAAAUCUCAAAAAAUACGUAAAUCAAGAAUAAAUGGUUUACUUCAUGAAGAUAAAAUCAGCACGACAAUGGGCCUCAUACCAAAAUUUUCCGAAACAAUAAUUAGUAGUGAAAGAUUAUCAAGAAAGCUACCAUCAACAGCACCAAGUGAAAUUAAAAUUAAAAAGAAACCAAAAUGUUGCUAUAAGAAAUCAAAAUUAUCAUUGCAAUCAGAUGAAACAGUAUUACAUGAUAAAAAAAGUAAAAUAAAACAAGAAGAUUUAUCAAAUUUUAUUCCUGUGAUUGCUGAUUUUAUGGCUUUAUUACCAAAAAAUAAAAAUAAUAAUGAGACUGAAUUUUGGGCUUCUUUUGAAGAGCACCAAGAACAAUGUAAGAAACCAAAAAUUAAAAUGACUAAUUCAAAUGAUAAUGCAAAGUUGAUUUGUGUUAAUUAUGAAGAAGAAAAGACUGAUGAUAAAAAUGAAGAUGAGACUAAAUUAAUUGUUGAUGAAAAAGUUGCUGAACGGAUAUUAAAUUAUCGAGAGAAAUUUUAUCAAUUUUGUCUGACGAAUUCAAUGUAUACUAGCAAAACUUCUAAUGAACCAUCGGAAGUUGUAGCAUGGGUUUCAGAAAAACUCAAGGAAGAACUUCUUGUUGAUUUAACAAAAAAACUUGAAAUGAAUGAAGUUAUUCGUCGAUUAUUUGAUCUUGAAUUUCAAGAAUUCUAAUUUAUAGACAAUUUUUUGAUAUUAUUUUAUUAGUUAGUGGAUAAAUAAUUUUACAAUCAUGCACUUUAACAACAUAUUCGUGUAAAAUUUUCCAUUAUUUAUUUUUUAUUUUCAAAAAUACAGAAAUUUACAUUUUAUUUUUAAUAAA
Aphidius gifuensis is the source of this 2776-nucleotide messenger RNA. RefSeq lists its product as uncharacterized. The coding region runs from base 481 to 2628 and encodes 715 amino acids. The record is from RefSeq and is a predicted model, not a curated record. NCBI's taxonomy places the organism in Eukaryota, Metazoa, Arthropoda, Insecta, Hymenoptera, Braconidae. The transcript has 7 exons.